AUGCUUGGAGACUCUGGAGUGAAGCAGAUCUCUGCUCUACUCAGGAUACCAAGCUGUAAACUGCAGAAACUGGGGCUUCAAUCCUGCAGUAUUACAGAAGAAGGUUGUGCUUCUUUGACUUCAGCUUUGACUUCAAAUCCCUCACACCUGAUAAAACUGUAUCUGAAUGAUAAUGAACUAGGAGACUCAGGAGUGAAGCAGAUCUCAGCUCUACUCAGGAUGCCAAGCUGUAAACUACAGCUACUGGGGCUGGAGUCCUGCAGUAUAACAGAAGAGGGCUGUGCUGAUCUGACUUCAGCGCUGAUUUCAAACCCCUCACACCUGACAGAGCUGUAUCUGAAUAACAAUAAACUUGGAGACUCUGGAGUGAAGCAGAUCUCUACUCUACUCAGGAUGCCAAGCUGUAAACUACAGACACUGGCGCUUGAGGACUGCAGUAUAACAGAAGAGGGCUGUGCUGUUCUGGCUUCAGCUCUGAUUUCAAACCCCUCACACCUGGGAGAUCUGAAUCUGGAUGAUAAUACACUUGGAGACUCAGGAGUGAAGAAGAUAUCUGCUCUACUCAGGAAUCCAGACUGUAAACUACAGCUUCUGAGGUAA
This is a messenger RNA of Engraulis encrasicolus (European anchovy), 600 nucleotides long. Its product is annotated as ribonuclease inhibitor-like. Gene Ontology annotation, molecular function: protein binding. Lineage: Eukaryota; Metazoa; Chordata; Actinopteri; Clupeiformes; Engraulidae. Gene Ontology annotation, cellular component: cytoplasm. Bases 1 to 600 code for a protein of 199 amino acids. The record is from RefSeq and is a predicted model, not a curated record. The transcript is spliced from 4 exons.